This is a messenger RNA of Lepus europaeus (European hare), 939 nucleotides long. RefSeq names its product olfactory receptor 11G2-like. Gene Ontology annotation, cellular component: membrane. The transcript has a single exon. Gene Ontology annotation, biological process: G protein-coupled receptor signaling pathway. Gene Ontology annotation, molecular function: olfactory receptor activity; G protein-coupled receptor activity. NCBI's taxonomy places the organism in Eukaryota, Metazoa, Chordata, Mammalia, Lagomorpha, Leporidae. The record is from RefSeq and is a predicted model, not a curated record. Bases 1 to 939 code for a protein of 312 amino acids.
AUGCUUCUUUCACAUAACAGUACUGUCACUGCUGCCACUCAUGAAUUCAUUCUUCUGGGUUUCCUGUGUAGCCAAGAAGUAGCAAUUCUUCUUUUUGCUUUGUUUUCCCUCAUUUACAUCUUGACUUUGUUGGGCAAUGGUGCUAUUAUUUGUGCUGUGUGGUGGGACCAGCAACUCCACACCCCCAUGUAUAUCUUAUUGGCCAACUUCUCUUUUCUGGAGAUUUGCUACAUAAAUUCCAAUGUGCCUAAUAUGUUGUUCAACUUCCUCUCCAAAACCAAGACCAUCUCCUAUAAUGGCUGCAUCCUACAGUUCUACAUUUUCCUCUCUCUCUGUGCCACAGAACUUUUCUUCCUGGCUCUCAUGGCAUUUGAUAGGUAUGUUGCCAUCUGCCGUCCAUUACAUUAUCCCACCAUAAUGACCAGGAAAUUCUGUGGAACCCUUGUGUCUGCCUGCUGGGUGGGUGGCUUCCUCUGGUUAGUGACACCUGCCACUCUUGUCUCCCAAGUACCAUUUUGUGGUUCAAAUAUUAUUGAUCACUACCUGUGUGAUCUGGGGGCAAUGUUGGCCAUAUCAUGUGUUCCUGUCCCCAAGACAACUCUGACAUGUAGCACCUUCAGCGCUGUAAUACUGCUCGUCACUUUGGUCUACAUUCUCGUAUCCUACUCUCUGGUCCUUCGAGCUGUGGUUCAAGUUCCCACAGGUUCAGGCAGGAAAAAAGCCUUCUCCACCUGUGCGUCCCAUCUUACAGUGGUGUCCUUAUUUUACGGCUCCAUCAUGGUGAUGUAUGUAAGCCCAGGGGCAGCCAAUCAGCCUGGCAUGCAGAAAUUUGUAACAAUGUUUUACUCAAUUGUGACUCCACUUUUAAAUCCUCUGAUUUAUAGCCUCAGGAAUAAGGAGAUGAAGAUUGCCUUGAGGAAAGUUGUGUGCAAAGUUUAA